Messenger RNA from Aspergillus fischeri NRRL 181, 894 nucleotides. Its product is annotated as F1F0 ATP synthase subunit gamma. Gene Ontology annotation, biological process: proton motive force-driven ATP synthesis. The record is from RefSeq and is a predicted model, not a curated record. Bases 1 to 894 code for a protein of 297 amino acids. Gene Ontology annotation, molecular function: proton-transporting ATP synthase activity, rotational mechanism. Lineage: Eukaryota; Fungi; Ascomycota; Eurotiomycetes; Eurotiales; Aspergillaceae. The transcript is spliced from 6 exons.
AUGUUUUCUCGUGCUGUUCGUCCGGCCGUUCGGGCUGGCAGUGCCACUCUGACCCGCACUGCGCCCCCCAACGCCGCCAACUUCGCGACUCUGCGUGAAAUCGAGGGCCGUCUGAAGUCCAUCAAGAACAUCGAGAAGAUCACCAACACGAUGAAGAUCGUUGCGUCUACUCGUCUUACCCGCGCCCAGAAGGCUAUGGACGACUCCCGUGUCUACGGUCAGACGUCCAACAAGGUCUUCGAGAACGCCGAAACCAAGCCCCUCGAGGACAAGAAGACCCUGCUCGUCGUUGCUAGCUCCGACAAGGGUCUUUGCGGUGGUAUCCACUCCGGUCUCAGCAAGGCUACUCGUCGUAUACUCCAGGAGAACCCCAACGCUGACGUGGUCAUCCUCGGAGAGAAGGCCAAGGCUCAGCUGUCCAGGUCCAACCCCGACGCCAUCGUCAUGAGCUUCGCCAACGUCUGCAAGGACAUUCCUACUUUUGCUGAUGCUCAGGUCAUUGCCGACCAGAUCGCUCAGCUGCCCACCGACUAUGCUAGCGUUAAGAUUAUCUACAACAAGUUCAUCAACGCUCAGAGUUACGAGGCCAGCAGCGUUGAGGCCUACUCCGAGGAGGCUAUCACCAAGUCCGCCAACCUUGCCACCUUCGAGGUUGAGGACUCUGCCCUGGCCAACCUCCGUGAAUAUGCUCUUGCCAACAGCCUGUACUGGGCUAUGGCUGAAGGCCACGCUUGUGAGAUUUCGGCUCGUCGUAACGCCAUGGAGAACGCCUCGAAGAACGCUGGUGAAAUGAUCAACAAGUUCCAGAUUCUGUACAACCGUCAGCGUCAAGCCGCCAUUACCGGUGAACUGGUCGAGAUUAUCACUGGUGCCACUGCCAGUGAGGACAUGUAA